GGGAGAGGGCGAGCAGCGCGGAGAGGAGUCUCCUUCCUCUCCGGCGGCGCCGCGGAGCACACGCGCUCGCACGGGCACACGGGCCCGGGGACCGGACUCUCUCCGCGGCCGCACACACAGACAAAGGCACAUUGCGGCAGCAGUGGCGGCGCCUCGUCUCGCCCGCGCUACUACUCAGGAGCAGCGGCGGGAACGGGCUCCCGCUUUCUCAAGCUUUUGCCAUCAUUUUCCAUGCCUCGGGAUAACGCAUCCUCCAGAUUUGCAGCCACCAAGAGUCUCUGGGGUUUUCUUUUUACAAUUUUGCCGCUGGACAGCGCCUACAUGCACAUUUAAGGAGACAGGCAUUUACAAACUAGAUGUAAAGACGGAACCUCCACAGCAAUCAAAGUCCGGGUCGGAAGAGCGCCCGCCACCGAGGCCAGGCUCCCACUCCGGUGCCGCGGAGAGCUCCCGGCCGGCACGGACCCCGCCGCCCGCUCAUCCCGCUGCCGCCUCCUCCGGCCGGACGCCCAGCCCCACCAUUCAGCGAGCAAGAUACCCUCCAGAUAUGCCCUGUGUGCAAGCGCAGUAUAGUCCUUCACCGCCUGGUUCAAAUUAUGCAGCACAGACCUACGCAUAUGGCUCAGAGUACAGCUCAGAGAUCAUGAAUCCUGACUACACCAAGCUGACCAUGGACCUGAGUAGCACUGAGAUCACUGCUACAGCCACCACCUCUCUUCCCAGCUUCAGCACCUUCAUGGAGGGUUACUCCGGCAGCUACGAGCUCAAGCCUUCCUGCCUCUAUCAAAUGCAAUCUGCCUCCUCCUCCAGUCAGAGGCCCCUCAUAAAAAUGGAAGACACCCGGCUUUCUUCCUACCAACAGUCACUGCCACCAUCCUCAGACGAGGGAAUGCCCAGCACAUCCAUGUACUUCAAACAAUCUCCACCCUCGACACCCACCACACCUGGCUUCCCCUCUCACCAGAGCCUGUGGGAUGAGCCCCCGCUGCCACCCGCACAGACCUGCCUUCCUCCUGGCCACCUCAUGGAUGCUGCCCCCAUGAAGACUGUGCCUCCGCGCUUCCCUCUCUUUCACUUCAAGCAUUCACCCCCCCAUACGCCAGCAGCAGGUGCCCACAUGUGCUAUGACCCUGCUUCCUUGAGCCUGCCGCUGGGACCCGACAGACCCACGUCCAGCCAGGCUGCCAUGGAGACCCAUUCCUAUGGGCUUCCCCUGGCCAAAAGACCAGCUACGCUAGCCUUCUCGCAGCUUGGCCUCAACGCAGCAACUUCUGGCCUCAUGGGUGAGAGCAGCGGUGGCAGCAGUGGCCUCCCAUCCCCACCCAGCAGGAGCUCCUCAUCCGGGGAGGGCACUUGUGCCGUCUGUGGGGACAAUGCUGCCUGCCAGCACUACGGCGUACGAACAUGUGAGGGCUGCAAGGGCUUUUUCAAGAGAACAGUUCAGAAAAAUGCAAAAUAUGUUUGUCUCGCAAAUAAAAACUGUCCAGUGGACAAGAGACGUCGUAACAGAUGCCAAUACUGCCGAUUUCAGAAGUGUCUCAGUGUUGGCAUGGUUAAAGAAGUUGUCCGUACUGAUAGCCUGAAAGGGAGAAGAGGUCGGCUGCCUUCCAAACCAAAGAGCCCCUUGCAGCAGGAACCUUCACAGCCCUCACCACCUUCUCCUCCCAUCAGCAUGAUGAACGCCCUUGUACGAGCUUUAACGGACUCCACUCCCAGGGAGCUUGACUACUCAAGAUACUGUUCCACUGACCAGGCUGCUGCAGGCACAGAUGCAGAACAUGUCCAACAGUUCUAUAACCUUCUGACUGCCUCCAUUGAUGUAUCUAGAGGCUGGGCAGAAAGAAUCCCUGGAUUUAUUGACCUCCCAAAAGAAGAUCAGAUAUUACUCAUAGAAUCAGCUUUUUUGGAGCUCUUUGUACUAAGACUCUCCAUCAGGUCUGAUACUGCUGAGGAUAAGUUUGUAUUCUGCAAUGGACUUGUGCUUCAUAGACUUCAGUGCCUUCGUGGAUUUGGGGAGUGGCUUGACUCUAUUAAAGACUUUUCCUUAAACUUAAAGAGCCUUAACCUUGAUAUCCCAGCCUUAGCAAGUUUAUCAGCUCUAACUAUGAUUACAGAACGACAUGGAUUAAAAGAACCAAAGAAAGUGGAAGAGCUAUGCAACAAGAUCACAAGCAGUUUGAAAGAUCACUUAAGUUUCAGUUGCCAAAACAAAGGACAACCCCUCGAGUCUGCGGAGCCUAAGGUACUGGGGGUUCUCGCUGACUUGCGUUCUCUCUGCACACUGGGACUGCAGCGCAUCUUCUACCUGAAACUGGAAGAUUUGGUGCCCGCCCCUUCCAUUAUUGACAGGCUGUUUCUGGACACCUUACCCUUCUGAGUCGAGUCACCCCCACAAAAGGCAAAUGCCCACCAGAGCAGGCAAAUGGAUUGUGACUUAGAGCUAAAGUUUCUGCCCUCAUUUAAUAGAAAAGCAGCUCCAGCUCUAAAAUGAGGUUUUCUCUGGCGCUUUGUUUAUACAAUCUGAGGCCUAAAACUUACUGGCUUACUGUUUUGGGGUUGUGUUCUUUGUUUUCUUUUUUGUGAUUUGGGGUUUUUUAAAUUGCUAAUAUGGCACUUUUGGACAAUGCUAUCCUAGCAGCAGUAAAAGUUUGACAUGACUGUUUUAAAUCUGUUGUUUAACACCUCAUUGUUUAUGAGGAAUAAAAUCAUAGAAGAAUUUGUGUGUUUGAAAGCAAGAACAGCAAAUAGUUCAGCAAAUAGAACAGCAAAUUGCCAGGGCAGUAUGUGUUUUGUGACAAUACCUUUAGCAUACUUCCUGCAUCAAGGGCACGUACAUUGGCACAAUCUAAACAAAAGUUCACUUUUUAUAACAAAGUACAUUCAACUGAACAUUUCAUAUAAAUCAAAUAUAGCAAAAUGACAAUGGCUGUUAGCUCCCAUGUUCAAGUGCAAUUUUUUAAAGUGCUGUCUUACUAAGUCUUGUUUAUUAACUAAUUUAUUUUAAUAUGAAAAUAAAUGGAAGAAAUCAAGUGAGAAAAUUACAUGCACUAACUUACAUGACAGAGCUUUCCAAACUUGAUUCCAUGUAGAAUGACUAACUGACAAAUGUAUAUGGAAGACACAGGAACAACAGUGAUUCAGUUGUUCCUUAGACAAGGAAGUUCAAGUAAGUAGUGACUGGAGCCUACAGGGUCAGCAUCAGGGAUAGCUAAGUUUUAGAUUUAACACAAGUAACAAGUUAUUAAACAGACCCAAGGUGGUUUCAAAGAACAAGCAAGUCUUGUAAAAUAGUAUGAAUGUAAGUGCUAGGAAGAGUAUGGUGGGCUGCAUUUAAACAUUCCGUGUUCGUACUCCUUUUUGUAUGUUUAUACUGUUGAUGCCAUAUUAAUAUGAAAUAAUUUGUUGCAUAGUGUCUUUAUUUGUAUAAAUGUUUGUAUGCAUGGUAUAUUGUAAUGGCUUUGCCUGUAUUUAUUGCAAUGACUGCCAGCUCAUGGGAGCCCUGUUACACAGAAUAACUAAAUGGAGUGUUCACACUGACUCAGAUACACCAGUUGGAGAAUUAUAUACAUAUAUAUAAUGUGUGUAUAUAUAUGUAUAUACUAUAUGUGUGUGUGCGCGCGCGCGUGUCUUUUUAUUAACCAUUUGUAUAUAAAAUAUCUGUCAAAUCACAAGCAGAGUUAUUUUACAGUUUAUUUGCAGUGACUUCUAAGGCAGUACUGUUUAGCACUUUGAUAUUAAAAUCUUGCUCCUGUUUUGCUAAAUUCAAAUAAUAUUUUUAAAUUUUAGUUCUAAAAAACUUUAUAUGCACUGUAUUAAGUCAAAAUUUUGUUGGUCAUUUUGCUAAGGAAAUUUCUGAAUGUCAAUCUGAUGUCACUGUAUCUUUUGUUAGCUUUAAACAUUCUAGCUUUUGUCUUUUUUUAAACUAUGCUGUUUAUAUGGAAAUUAAAUUAUACAAUCAAACAGAUGCCAAAUGAAUUUCCUAAUUGCUGCAAAGGAUAACCCAGAUAUUGAGUCACUGUAUGGUUUUCAAAUAGUAAUCUGGUAUUUUAUCACUUACUAUGUUUGGAUGUGCUUUUAUGAAAAAACUAUUCUUAUAUCAAGAUUUAUAGUAGUAUCAAUAGGGAAACAGACUUAUAGUCAUUAUAGUUAAUAUUUCUGGUUUACCUGCAGAUAAUGUUUGAAAAAGUAUUGCUUUUUAUAUUGACUUUUAACCUUAUGUGCAAACAUAAUAGCAUAAUUAAAUAUCAGAGAAGCUAAUGUUUCUUGUAGGUUGCUGUAACUAGCCUGACCAGCAAGAUAAAUAUAUUUUGACUGAAUUUCAGCUUUUUGUAUAUACUAAAUAUAUAUAUAUACACACACAUACACACACAUACACACCACAGUCUUAACUGUGAUACUCUCACAAAUCACCUCACCUGUGAGAUUGUCCUUCAUGUCAAUAAACAGAUUCAUCAGCAAGUCAACCAGGGCCAGGUCACAACAGUAAAGGAAAGAAUUAAUGCAGGUUCAAUUCACUACUUUCGUUAGAGCUCUCUCAGUGUAAACAUACCUUCAUAUAGGCAGAAUUCAGGAAUAUAUCAGGUGUUAAGGGAGAGUGCCUUGCUUUUAUUUCAGAUAACAGUGUUUCAAGAGUUUCUUCACUCCUCUAACAGCAGUACCUCUUCCUUUUUUUGUGGUGUUAACCUGUGGGUUGAAAGAAAUGUUCUUGUACAUAUACAAUGUAAAUUAAACUUAUUAAAUUGAAUAACAUUUUUUUCAGAGGC
This is a messenger RNA of Rhea pennata, 4763 nucleotides long. It is a transcript of the gene NR4A3, whose product is annotated as nuclear receptor subfamily 4 group A member 3. The transcript is spliced from 8 exons. Gene Ontology annotation, molecular function: RNA polymerase II cis-regulatory region sequence-specific DNA binding; nuclear glucocorticoid receptor binding; zinc ion binding. The record is from RefSeq and is a predicted model, not a curated record. Lineage: Eukaryota; Metazoa; Chordata; Aves; Rheiformes; Rheidae. The coding region runs from base 548 to 2377 and encodes 609 amino acids. Gene Ontology annotation, cellular component: transcription regulator complex; nucleus. Gene Ontology annotation, biological process: regulation of transcription by RNA polymerase II; cellular response to corticotropin-releasing hormone stimulus.